UAAAUGAGCUCAUGAGAAGUCAAUGGUCAGUCGUGAGAGAGAGGGAAUAAACCGAGUUAACGCUUUCUAAACCCUAACCCACUAAGCCGCACCUUCCCGCCGCUCUUUACCAUUUCUCGCCGGCGAGUUCGUCGCCGCCGCUGAGCGGUGGCGAGAGCGUUCGAUUUUUCGUGGUAGUUUGCGGAACCAAUAGACAGCCGUUUUAUUGUUGUUCUGCAGCCGAUGCCGACGGUGAGCGUCGGGAGGGACCGCCUUUUUGCUGCCCUCGGCGAAACUUAUACGCAGGAGGAGUUCGAGGAACUAUGCUUCAAAUUCGGCAUCGAGCUCGAUGAUGUUACUACGGAGAAAGCCAUUAUUCGGAAAGAGAAGCAUCUUGAAGAAGAAGAAGAGGCAGAAGCUGGUGACGAGGACGAGGAAGUCAUUUAUAAGAUCGAGGUCGCAGCCAAUAGAUAUGAUUUGCUCUGUCUUGAAGGAAUUGCUCGAGCUCUCAGAAUUUUCAUUGAAAAGGAAGCAAGCCCUUUGUAUACGGUCUCUGAUGUAUCAUCUAAAUCAAUACUCAAAAUGCAUGUCAAACCCGAGACCUCAUUGAUCCGGCCUUUUGUUGUCUGUGCCAUUCUAAGAGGAAUAACCUUUGAUGAAGCAAGAUACAACAGCUUCAUUGAGCUGCAAGAUAAAUUACACCAAAAUAUAUGUAGGCGAAGAACCUUAGUUGCUAUUGGGACACAUGAUUUGGAUACAAUACAGGGUCCUUUUUCAUAUGAGGCAUUACCACCUCAAGAGAUUAAUUUUGUGCCUUUAAAGCAGGUGAAAAGUUUCAGGGCUGAUGAUCUGUUGGAAUAUUACAAAUCAGAUAUGAAGCUUAAGAAGUUCUUGCACAUAAUUGAGAACUCUCCUGUGUACCCAGUGAUCUAUGACAACAAUAGAACUGUUCUCUCACUUCCACCAAUUAUUAACGGUGCACAUUCAGCAAUCAACCUAAAGACAAGAAAUGUGUUCAUUGAAUGUACUGCCACUGAUUUGACAAAAGCUAAGAUUGUUUUGAAUACAAUGGUGACUAUGUUUUCUGAAUAUUGCGAAAAGAAAUUUGAGGUGGAACCAGUUGAGGUAAUUUAUUCUGAUGGGAAAUCUAUGAUCUGUCCUGAUCUUUCAGUUUCUAGGAUGGAAGUCCCUUUAUCUGAGAUAAUUGAUCCAAUUGGCAUCUCUCUUGAUGUCUCUGAGGUUGUAACAUUAUUAAAUAAAAUGCAACUGGAAGCAGCUCAUUCAUCAUUGGCCACUGGAGAUUUUAAUAUUGUUGUUUCUGUACCUCCCACUCGCAGCGACAUUCUGCACGCCCGUGAUGUGAUGGAAGAUGUAGCUAUUGCAUAUGGAUACAACAAUAUCCCAAAAUCAAAGCCUAAAUGCAUGACUACUGGAGGGAGACAACCUUUGAACCGCUUUUCUGAUAAAGUCAGAGCUGAGGUUGCAAGGGCAGGUUACAUGGAAGUCUUAACAUGGGUUUUAUGCUCACAUGAAGAGAAUUUUUCGAUGCUAAGGCGAAAGGAUGAUGGAGAUAAAGCUGUUAUCAUAGCAAAUCCUCGUUCUGCUGACUUUGAGGUUGUUAGAACCAGUCUGAUGUCAUGCUUAUUGAAAACCCUAAAGCACAAUAUUGACCACCCCAGACCUAUAAAGAUAUUUGAAGUUGGUGAUGUUGUUGUGUUGGGUGGUGAUCGGGAUGUCGGUGCAUCAAACAAUCGUCGACUUGCAGCAUUAUAUUGUAAUGUUUCCUCAGGAUUUGAGGAAAUUUUGGGAUUGGUGGAAAGAAUAAUGAAAGUUGUAAGAGCACCUCACAUUAAUGCCCCUGAUAAUUAUCUUAAGCCUUCAGAUGAGCCGGAAUAUUUUCCUAAUAGACAAUGCAGCAUCAUAUUUAAUGGGAAACAAAUUGGGAACUUUGGAAUUGUUCAUCCCGAGGUUUUGAAGAAAUUUGGUAUCCCUGAUCCUUGUUCUUUCAUGGAGAUCGACAUCCAGUCGUUGUUGUAGGGUUAUGAUACAUAUCAAAGGCAUGCAGUGACUUGUUGAUCAUCCUUCAGCUCAUUUUUCACUGUUAGAGCCUAAUGGCCCUCCAUGAUUAAAUGCUUUUCAAAUGUUAUGCUUAAUUUUGUUUCUCUCGGUCAAAUUUGAAUUAUAGCCAGGGCAUUCAUAGUUUUUUUUUGGGACUUUUAAAUCUAGUUUUCAGUUUUUGGAUAAUCAUUGAUGGUAUAUUAUUAAAUUUGAUUUC
Messenger RNA from Zingiber officinale, 2254 nucleotides. Its product is annotated as phenylalanine--tRNA ligase beta subunit, cytoplasmic-like. The coding region runs from base 223 to 2016 and encodes 597 amino acids. Lineage: Eukaryota; Viridiplantae; Streptophyta; Magnoliopsida; Zingiberales; Zingiberaceae. The transcript is spliced from 19 exons. The record is from RefSeq and is a predicted model, not a curated record. Gene Ontology annotation, molecular function: RNA binding; magnesium ion binding; ATP binding. Gene Ontology annotation, biological process: phenylalanyl-tRNA aminoacylation. Gene Ontology annotation, cellular component: cytoplasm; phenylalanine-tRNA ligase complex.